Messenger RNA from Lagenorhynchus albirostris (white-beaked dolphin), 1403 nucleotides. RefSeq names its product 4-hydroxy-2-oxoglutarate aldolase 1 (gene HOGA1). The transcript has 7 exons. The coding region runs from base 281 to 1264 and encodes 327 amino acids. NCBI's taxonomy places the organism in Eukaryota, Metazoa, Chordata, Mammalia, Artiodactyla, Delphinidae. Gene Ontology annotation, biological process: N-acetylneuraminate catabolic process. Gene Ontology annotation, molecular function: N-acetylneuraminate lyase activity; 4-hydroxy-tetrahydrodipicolinate synthase activity. The record is from RefSeq and is a predicted model, not a curated record.
UGUGUAAGGACCCAAGGAACCAGUCCUCCGUCUGGCCACAGGGACACUGGGUUGUGGCAUUUCUCCAGCUGCUCCCCAGGGGGAGGGAAGACCUCCCUGGAGCCAACAGGCCCAGCCUCUGACCCUGGAAACACCCAGCCCAGGCCUGCCUGAGAGCCAACAAGUCAGGGGGCAGCAAAUUUUUAACCAGACACAUAGAUCAUUAACUGGGGUAGGAAGGAGUCCAAAUUCAGCAUCCCUCGGGGGCAGAGACCAGCUGGGCUUUGAGCCUCCCGUGGAGAUGCUGGGCCCCCGAGUCUGGUCCUCUGUGAGGCAGGGGCUGAGCAGGGCCUUGUCCAGCACCGUGGGGGGCUGGGCCUCAGGGGAGGGGAGGAAGGUGGACAUCUCAGGCAUCUACCCCCCUGUGACCACCCCCUUCACUGCCACGGCCGAGGUGGACUAUGGGAAACUGGAGGAGAAUCUGCACAAACUGGGCACCUUUCCCUUCCGAGGCUUCGUGGUCCAGGGCUCCAACGGCGAGUUCCCCUUCCUGACCAGCAGUGAGCGCCUGGAGGUGGUGAGCCGCGUGCGCCAGGCCCUGCCCAGGGACAAGCUCCUGCUAGCCGGCUCCGGCUGCGAGUCCACUCAGGCCACGGUGGAGAUGACGGUGAGCAUGGCCCAGGUCGGGGCUGACGCCGCCAUGGUGGUGACUCCUUGCUACUAUCACGGCCGCAUGAACAGCGCCGCCCUCAUUCACCACUACACCAAGGUUGCCGACCUGUCUCCAAUUCCUGUGGUGCUCUACAGUGUCCCAGCCAACACGGGGCUGGACCUGCCUGUGGAUGCGGUGGUCACGCUUUCCCAGCACCCGAAUAUCGUGGGCAUCAAGGACAGCGGUGGUGAUGUGACCAGGAUCGGGCUGAUUGUUCACAAGACCAGGAGGCAGGAUUUCCAGGUGUUGGCUGGAUCGGCUGGCUUCCUGCUGGCCAGCUAUGCCGUGGGAGCUGUAGGGGGCGUGUGUGCCCUGGCCAAUGUCCUGGGGGCUCAGGUGUGCCAGCUGGAGCGACUCUGCCUCACAGGGCAAUGGGAAGAUGCCCAGAAGCUGCAGCACCGCCUCAUUGAGCCAAACACUGCGGUGACCCGGCGCUUCGGGAUCCCGGGGCUGAAGAAAACCAUGGACUGGUUUGGCUACUACGGAGGCCCCUGCCGCUCCCCCUUGCAGGAGCUGAGCGCCGCCCAGGAGGAGGCGCUGCGCCUGGAUUUCACCAUCAACGGCUGGCUCUGAGCGUGAGGACGGGACGGCCGGACCGCGCACAUCCCAGCCUCUUGCCUUGCGGUAGCAGCCUGAAGAGGAACGCGGGGGGACGAGGGUUCAAGGCCCCUCUUCUUAUUUCAGUCAUCCAGGUAGCCUCUCUCCAGGCGCU